GCUCGCUGUGCGCCCACGACCGUGCGGAGGACGGCAAGAUCGCUUCUUCACGGCCGUUGUUUUUUAGGAAACCCAAGUAGAGGGGAAAGGAGCCGCUCGCGAGGAAGCAGAAUUACAGUAGCGAGUGUUUGUCCAAGUUUGACGGGCGGCUUCAAUUGUAGAUCGUUUCCAGUGCCAUCCCGCAUUGCUUGACCGUGUCAACUGAAUCCUCGCAAAGCGACCCCAGUCUGGAGUAAGAAGAAUUUGAGAUAUGCUACGUUUUGAAGACUGGUUUUGGGGUACACCAGCCGACCCAACAGCUGGCGUGCAUGUGCUCCAUGAGCACUACCAAAUGGGCGUCACCGAAAUUGAGGAAUUAUUGGCGUUUUUGACUCAAAGAAAAACAGCAGAAGAACAGUACGCAAGCAAGCUAACCGAAUUGAGUCAGCUAAAGCCACGAGCAGACGGGUUUGGAAAGGACGAGUCUCUUCUUGCACAAAUCUUUGGCAAUGCCAAACAAGAAAUGGCGAACCUAGGAACAUGUCACAAACAAGCCGCCGAUCAAAUUUCCCAACUAAUUCAUCCCCUUCAACGAUUCUUGGAUGACAACCGCAAGCUCUCCAUUGUCCGUAAAGACAAAAUCGACUCAACCUGGAAAUCCUUGUCAGGGCAACGCUCAGAGCUGGAAGGACUGGUGCAAGACUACAAGACAAAGUGCAGUGCUGCUGAUGUAGAGCAACGAAAGUUCGAGCAGAGUCGAUCUGAGCACGAUUUGCCGAGUAUGGAUGUGAUGAUCAGUAUGGGGCCGAGAUCAUUCACGGUGGAGGAUUUUAAUACUUUGCUACUGAAAAUGCAGAGAGAGAUAAGAACGCAGGACGUCAAAUCUCUUUGGGGAUCUUCGAAAAACUGCUUUUCGGGCGAUGAUGCACUUCAGUACCUUCGUGUCAAGCUACACCUGGAUGAAGAAGGAGCCAUAUCGAUGCUUUCUCAAAUGAUUAAUGAAGGAUUCAUUCGCAAUAUAGGACGAGGGCAUCGCUUCAGUACCUCAAGUCACUACCAGUGGAAGCGUCUCUCCAUCGAAAACGAACCGUUACAUCGUAAAACUCGGCGAGAAGCCGAACGAGCCGAUUUUGAAUAUCGAAAAGCGGUCGAAGCCACUGAAGAGACGCGACUAUUCUUAGAGAGCGCCUGUUGGGAGUAUAUGAAUUCUCUUCAACAUGUUGAAACCCGUAGAAUGGAAAUAUUUAAAGAAUCUUUAUUGGGGUUGAAUAAUGCUGAGAAGAGUAUUAUCGCCGGCACGCGGAAUGUAUGCGAAAGAAAUCAAGUUUACUUGGAGACCCUUAGCCCGGCAAAGGAAAUCGAAAUCAUGAUUGAGUCUCAGCGAACUGGAAAUGUACGGCUACCACCAGCUGUCUAUCAUAACUAUUAUGGAAACUCUUAUCGAGAUCCGGUAUUUGGCGUCUCUCUUGAAGAUUAUGCUGCAAGCAGAGGGCGGAAAGUACCCUUGCUAGUCAAGAAGUGCCUGCGCGCUAUCGAAGAUACCCGGCAGGGAGCUACUGAGCGGGGUGAGGGGCCAGAAGUCGAUCUCUGGCUGGAACCGAAUUCCAAUAUACCAGCGCUCCACGCUCUCCGCACUGAUCUCAACAACUCCAAAGCCAGUCUCAAAUACCUGCGGCGUCUUCCCACUUCGUUGAUAAUAGGUGCUCUGAAACUUUACCUAAUCGAACUUCCCACAUCAGUCUGCUCCGACGAAAUUUAUGAACCUCUCAAACUACUGUAUUUGAGCAAAGCGGAUGAUUUCGGUCCAAUGAGAAUAGCCUCCCUAAGGAGCUUGCUGGCCACGAUGCCUCCACCUCAUUACUGUACCUUGAGACUUUUGUCAGAGCAUUGGCAUAAGUUAAUCGCGCAAUUGGAUCCGGAGGAUCCGAAGAUAAGCGACUUUGCUCAAAACCUAGGGCAUUAUGUGUUGCGGCCUCGGGUGCAUACGCAAAUCACUCUACAUGAUAAACAUCCGGUCCGAAUGAUGAAGGAUCUUCUCUUAAACCACGAUAAAAUCUUUUCCCUUGACGAGCCACUAGAGCUCCCUGACCCACCAGACGAUGGCCGUUCAUUCCGCUCUGUCCAUAUUUCCGAUCUCGAAGAUAGCGAAGAAGAAGAUAUCGAUGAAACAGCAUCAACACGAGCGCUCUACGAUGCCUCCAGCAGGGUCACUGGUGUCACGAGUGGGUCCUCAUCUGAAAGGUCGAUGCGAACAGGCUAUAGUCUUACCCUCGUAGGCGACAAUUUGUCAGAUAGAAGAGCGAGCCUGUCGGACAGAGGGGUAAGUUUGGCGAGCUUGACGAUGGGAAGUUUUCUGGCCAAUGGGCUCAGAAGAGACAGCACAGAGAGUCAUCGGUCUGGUGCUACUAUAGGAGGGGCAAUCCGUAGUGUAGGAGAUCAUGUGAAUGUGCCAUUGGGGGUGGACAGAAGGGAUAGCUCGGAUAUUGCGCCUAGUUCUGUGGGUCGUCGAUCAUCGUCUUCCUUCAGUGAGCAUCCUACGGCGACGCCCGCUACGGGUCUUUUGACGCCGGUAGCGGGGGAUAGCGAUGAUGAGGAUCUGGAUAUUCAAAUCUCCGCGGAUGGGAUUGUAACGAGCAGAACAAGCAGCGCGAGUGGGAGUGCAGUUGACUUGCUCACCGGGACGAAUUCAGUUUCUGGUGGUAGCGAUGAAAUGGUAUCUCCUUUGGUGGAGCUGCCAGCACUGAAAAUUGUUGAAGAUGGGAAUGAGUCUGAGGACAUUGACGUAUUUUCAGGCAGAGUAGAGUUGGCCUAAUGCAAGUUCCGGUUUCGAUUAUGUGUUUUCAUAUAGUUAUUUCGCUUGGGCACGAAGCCUCUACAUAUGUUUGGAAAUGGGGGGAUUGUUGUUACCCUUUACGACGGAUGUUUUGUCAUGGUUCUAUACAAUUCAAUAUAUUGUACAUACAAUCCAGUAG
Molecule: messenger RNA, 2951 nt
Organism: Spizellomyces punctatus DAOM BR117
Lineage: Eukaryota; Fungi; Chytridiomycota; Chytridiomycetes; Spizellomycetales; Spizellomycetaceae
Exons: 10
Coding region: 251-2791 (846 amino acids)
Biological process (GO): intracellular signal transduction; cytoskeleton organization
Cellular component (GO): cytoplasm; cell division site; plasma membrane
Source: RefSeq, a predicted model, not a curated record